Messenger RNA from Elaeis guineensis (African oil palm), 1408 nucleotides. Lineage: Eukaryota; Viridiplantae; Streptophyta; Magnoliopsida; Arecales; Arecaceae. The record is from RefSeq and is a predicted model, not a curated record.
CCCUUCUACAGCACAACUAUAAUACAAUCUUUCAACAGAAGAAGACGAGAGAGAGAGAGAGAGAUGGGAGCUAUGGGGAAUCGAACGGCAGUGAUGCUGCUGAUGCUACUGCUCUCCUGGUGGUGUCUGACGGCGGUGACAGGUGAACGUGGGAGGGGGGCGAGAGGAGGAGAAGAGGGGGAAGGGGGAGAAGAGAGUGGGAGGCGGUUCGUAUUAGAGGAGUCGGAGGAGGUGGUGAAGGCGGAGGGUGGCGAGGUAAGGGUGGUGAGGGGUUACGGAACAGCUGGUCGCCCCGGUCCCAUGCACAUCGGCUUCAUUACGAUGGAGCCCAAGACCCUCUUCAUUCCCCAGUACUUGGACUCUAGCCUCAUCCUCUUUGUUCGCAGGGGGGAUGCGAGGGUUGGCUGGAUUUACAAGGAUGGCAUGGUGGAGAGGCGGCUUAAGAUGGGAGACAUCAUCCACAUCGCCGCCGGCUACUUCUACAUGGUUAACACCGGCAAAGGCCAGCGGUUGCAAAUUAUUUGCAGCAUCGACACCUCCGAGAGCCUCGGCCUCGGCCCUUACCAGUCAUUCUUCAUCGGUGGAGGAAUGGAUCCAUCAUCGGUGCUUGCUGGAUUUGAUAUCGGAACCCUCACAGCAGCAUUCAAUGUAACUACUGAAGAAAUGGAUACAAUCUUAGGGGCUCAUGUCAGGGGACCGAUUAUUUUUUACACCGAUAGGGCUGCGAGUCAGCCCCGCCGGUUGGUGUCCUACAUGCAAUUGAAACAAAUGCAGGUCCGAUACGCUAGUGAUGAUGAAGGAGAAGAAGAGAUGCAACAAGAGGAGAAUCAAAGAUGGACAUUGAGGAAGUUCCUUGCGAACCUCUUUUAUGAUCGUCAAAAAAAGAAACGGAGUGCACCCAAUGCAUAUAACCUUUAUGACCGAGAUCCAGACUUCCGUAACAGCCAUGGUUGGAGCAUUGCUCUUGAUGAAGGCAACUAUGCUCCUUUGGGGAUCAACGACAUCGGUGUCUACCUUGUUAACCUCACUGCAGGAUCAAUGAUGUUGCCGCAUGUGAAUCCAACGGCGACGGAGUACGGGAUAGUGCUGGGAGGAUCAGGGAUCAUUCAGGUGGUGUAUCCUAAUGGAACCACAGCCAUGAAUGCUGAGGUUUCUGAGGGGGAUGUGUUUUUGAUGCCUCGAUACUUCCCCUUCUGCCAAAUUGCUUCCCUGAGCGGGCCGUUCGAGUUCUUUGGGUUCACGACGUCGGCGAGGAGGAACCGGCCGCAGUUCCUGGUAGGGGCGAGUUCGAUCCUUCGAACCAUGUUAGGGCCGGAGCUGGCAGCAGGGUUUGGAGUGACUGAAGAGGAGUUGAGGAAGGUGGUGGAGGCGCAGAAGGAUGCUGUCAUGGUGGCAUCCUGGACGACCC